AUGCCACGACAGAAAUUAGCAGGCUCGGCCUUGACGCCCCCACGGCUCGAUUCACCACCGAUCCAGCCUCCUGAUCGUCUUUUGAAAUUUGAGGAGACUCCCAGCUGGUUCGAGGGGAACCAGUUCAUUCUAACGGGCUAUCGCCAUGAGUCUCGGUCGGCUGUUCGCUGUGUGCACAGCUGGACUUAUCUCCAUAACGAGACCUGCAACAUCUACUCCCACUUGUUGCCAGCGGGCUUAUACGCUGCUCUGCACUGGUAUCUCCUCACCUUCUACCUUCCAUCCAGAUAUAAUCCGCUGAGUAAAGGUGACGAGCUCAUCCUCUCCCUUUUCCUUUCAACUGUCGUCUUAUGUCUGGGAGCUUCGGCACUAUACCAUACCUUCUUGAACCACUCCGCGCCAGUAGCUAGACGGUGGCUACUGUGUGACUAUAUGGGAAUCAUCACUCUCAUUCAGGGCUGCUUUAUCAGUGGAAUUUAUUUCGGGUUUUACUGCGAACCGUACCUUCAGCGGUUAUACUGGACCAUGAUCGUUGUCCUUGGCUCGUUGACGGCAACUAUACUGUUGUCAUCCCAGUUUCAAGACCCCAAAUGGCGAGGGUUUCGCGUUGCGGUCUUUGUUUGCACUGGCCUCUCUGCCUUUGCGCCCAUUACGCAUGCUCUACUUCUCUACGGGCCACAGCGUAGUAUGAAUGUUGGCUUACCAUAUUACCUUGCCGAAGGAGCUAUUAUUGUUCUAGCAGCUUUCAUUUACGAGAGACAAAUUCCUGAACGGUGGUUUCCCGGAAAAUUUGAUAUCUGGGGACAUUCUCACACCAUCUUCCACGCUAUGGUUGCCGUGGGGAUGUGUGUACAUUUUGUUGGCCUUCUCGAGGCACUUGAAUAUACUUACUACAAUAGCCAAUGUGCUGCUACAUAG
Molecule: messenger RNA, 918 nt
Organism: Nannizzia gypsea CBS 118893
Lineage: Eukaryota; Fungi; Ascomycota; Eurotiomycetes; Onygenales; Arthrodermataceae
Exons: 3
Coding region: 1-918 (305 amino acids)
Cellular component (GO): membrane
Molecular function (GO): signaling receptor activity
Source: RefSeq, a predicted model, not a curated record